AUGAUAACAAGGAGAAAUACAAAGCACGCACGCCCACCACCGCAGCUCGUUUCACCAUACGACUCCACGUCGUCUGAGGAGGUGUACGCCACCCCCCCGGAGAACGAUGAGUCGAGUAGUGAUGACGAGCUGCUGCCUCCAGCGCCACGCCGAGCACCUGCGCUGCGCCGGGGGAGGCCACCGCUGCCGUGCCUGGGGUCAGUGGGACGCCCUGUCCUGCAUCCGGCUCCCGCCGUCGGUGGUGUAGUGCGCCGCAUGAGAUGGACGAAUAUGAUCAACAAAAAUGGCAUGCGAGCGUACUAUGGGGCGAUAGAAAGGGAAACAAACCUCACUGCGUAUCGUUCCCGAAUGCUUUCUCUGUUUCAGAUCCUUGAACCAGGAAUGACCGUUACGACACAACGACUGACUGAUCAAGUGCGGUUUAUUAAACGCAACAACGUGUUGGAUGAUGCUACGCUUGAUCGACUACGCUCUGAGGUGACAGUCUCUACACCUACCACUAAUCAAUCUCAACCAUCUAACGAUCAAGCGAACUCACAUAUUAAUCUGAUGUCACCUACAGAUUGUAGUUCUGUCGUGGUGGACGUCGAGACUGCAACUGUAAGUACCCAUGAUAAUGAGCAAUUGAGGAGGGCUUUGGAAGAUUCGAUUCUCGAGUUCAGACAAAUACCAGCUUCUGGGAAACCGCGACUUCCCCGUUUUCCCACGCAUAACCGUAAAAUAUCGUUAGUUGUGGCUCUGGAUCGUAUACUUGAUCCUUAUUUAGAAUCGAGCCAAGACCUUGCUGAUACACAUUCGAUCCUUUACUAUGCAGCCAUCGCAGCAUGCCGGGUUGCUCAUACCAGGUUCCCGGAUUCUGAUAGGGGGACACGGGUCGCUGGUGAAACACCUCAUUCGCAAAACAGGAUUGAACAACGUAUCAAUGCUGCUAGAACCAAGAUAGGCAAACUAAUCUGUUUUAGAUCGGGUAAUACCCGCCCAAGAGUCAUGCGUUUUGUGACACAAGCCUUUGCUGGAACAAAAUAUAUAAAACCUAAAGAUAAAAGUAGUAGGUGUCACGGAACGAAUUGA
Leptidea sinapis is the source of this 1071-nucleotide messenger RNA. RefSeq lists its product as uncharacterized. Bases 1 to 1071 code for a protein of 356 amino acids. Lineage: Eukaryota; Metazoa; Arthropoda; Insecta; Lepidoptera; Pieridae. The record is from RefSeq and is a predicted model, not a curated record. The transcript has a single exon.